GGCGGAAACCGCCUGCAGAAACCAACCGCCUUUCCUCACGUACUGUAUCAGAUCCAGUUCUUGCUGUCUGUCGGCCUGAAAAACGGACCGCGGACGGAUAGAAACGAGCAGAACGAGGAGCGGUGCAUAGAGGGACGACAAGAUGCCGCACAACUUCCGGCCCGGGGAUCUUGUCUUCGCUAAAAUGAAGGGUUACCCUCACUGGCCGGCCCGGAUUGAAGAUGUUGCAGACGGGGCUGUCAAACCACCUCCUAAUAAGAUCCCCAUUUUCUUUUUCGGGACUCAUGAAACUGCAUUCCUUGCACCCAAGGACCUUUUUGCAUAUGAAAAAAACCAAGAACGCUAUGGGAAACCCAACAAAAGGAAAGGGUUCAACGAAGGCUUAUGGGAAAUCCAAAACAACCCCCAUGCCUCCUAUAACACCCCUGCAGCUGCGUCAUCAUCGGACAGCGAGGACAACCAACCUGCUGCCGGAAGUGAUGCGGAGGAAGAAGAGGAAGCAGUGGUACCAAGGAAAGCCGAAACGGGAAGUGAUGAUUCUGACUCCGGGAGUGAGGAUCAAAAGAAGCCAGCAGCGAAGCGGAAAGCUCCUGCUCCAAAGCGACCACCAGUGAAGAAAGCGCGGGCAUCAUCCAGUGAUCGAGAUGGAGAGGAGAGUGGAUCUCCCUCAGAACCAGAACCGUCACCCAGCUCAGACUCUGACUCCGGCAAAAACAGUGACCAGGACUUCACACCACAGAAAGAGGCAGGCGGUCGAGGAGGCAAGAAGCCAGCUGGCAGAGGCAGGAGGAAGAAGGCAUCUUCUGGCUCUGAUUCAGACUCGGGCUCUCAGUCAGAUCAAAAGGCUGCCAGGAGCGAUUCAGAAGACGAGAAGCCACGGCCAGCCGCUUCCGGAUCUGAAUCGCAGUCUGGAUCCAAAUCCGACUCCGAUUCAGAGCCUCCUCCUCCUCCCCCUACAAGAAAAGCCCCACAAGGACGCAAGAAAGCGGAGAAACCACCACCAAAGCCACGGGCGAGGAAAGCCAAACCGGCUCCAGAACGAGCUCCUUCCUCAUCAUCGGAUAGCGAUAGUGACAGCGACACAGACCGUGUCAGUGAGUGGAAGAAGAGAGACGAGGAGCGAAGGAAGGAGCUGGAAGAGCGGAGAAAGAGAGAGGAGGCUGAAGAGCUCCGCCGGCUCCGGGAGCGAGAGAAAGAGGAGGAAGAAAAAAGGAAAAAAGACAAAGAGACCAAGGUGAGGAGAGAAAGCAGCAGCAGUGGUAGCAGCUCCUCGGACGAUGAAGUGGACGAUCAUCCUCUCAAAAAAUCGAAGAAGCCUCCGCCUCCACCCAUCCCUGCACCGUCUGACUCGGACUCGCCACCACCCUCAGAGCUGAAAAAGAAAAAAGAAAGCCAAAAAGGGCGGCAAAAGAAAGAGAAGGAGGUGAAGGAGAAAAAAGAGAGACCGAUCAAAGAGAAGAAGCCACAGAGAUCAGAGGAGAAACACAAAGCAAAGCCUAAACCAGAGAAGCCGAAACGGAAGCCGGUGCGUCCACCUGAGAAGAAAGUGGAGAAGAAAAAAGAGCCCUCGCCAGAAGAGAAACUACAGAAGCUCCACACAGACAUCAAGUUUGCACUAAAAGUUGACAACCCGGAUAUCGAGAAGUGUCUACAAGCCUUGGAUGAGCUCAGCUCGGUACAAGUGACCACUCACAUCUUACAGAAGAAUGCAGACGUUAUUGCCACCCUCAAAAAGAUUCGUCGGUACAAAGCCAGCAAUGCAGUCAUGGAGAAGGCCACCGCAGUCUAUAAUAAACUAAAGCUUCAGUUCAUAGGCAAGAUUGAGACUGGUAAACCAAAACCCAAUGAAAAGAAUCAAGAAAGCAAUGAGCAAGACGCACAAAACACAGACGAUUCCAAACCAGUGAAUGGAGAAUCUGAAGGAGAGAGAAAAGAUGUUUCUGAAUCUGAAAGCCAUUCCAAACCCACAGACCAAGACAAACCGGAUGAGAACAAAUCCCCAAAUGGCAUCAGGCCUGAUCCAGACGAGCCAGCAGAUAAGCUAAACGACUCCACUGAGGCUGAUCCCACAGCGGACGCAGAUGUAAAAGAGGACAGCAGAGAGCAGGACGAGCAGAUGUCGUCUGAGAGCUAACUGCGCUCGCCUCCUUUUAUGCUCACAAACACACCUUGGCUUCCUUCAUUCAUCUGUGUUACUUUUUGUCUGCCCACCUUUGUGACUUACAUGAGUUUUUCUUCGUGUUGUACAUAAAACGUGAUACGAACAUUUAUUAGCACUUUUGAAUCGAGGCGUCACGAGGCAAACAAGCGCCUUAACCUAAGUGUUCCACGCGGAGGAUUCUGAUGAUCGAGGGGGAACGUUUUAUUUCAGAACCACACUGACGUCAAAAAAAACAAACAAACAAAAAAAACACCGAAGCCCAAAUGUAUUUGGAGACUGUGCUUGUAUUAUGUAGCCGCUUUUUAUGAGUCAAACUUUUUUCCUUUUAUUUUAUAUGAAAAAAGGAAAAAGAAAAAAAAAAAUCUGUUUUUGUGUUCAUCGACUCCCAUUCAGCAAGAAAUCAUGAAGCAUCAUCAUCAUCGACAUUCUUAUUAGUGCACAAAUCUACAUCUGAUCUGUCUGGUAUGGAUUUCAGUAACUCCUGUCUAUAGACUUUUACUAAAUUCUGUAGACGUAUUGACCGUUUGUUGUUGGUUGUUCGGUCCUCUGAUUAUGGCACCUUACAUCUGCUUUGGUUGACCCGAUUAAUGCCGUUUUGUUUAUCUUGGAUGUCAUAAAACAUGCUUAAUAUGAACAUGUUUCUAGUGCUAUGUAACUUGGUCCAAGCUUUUUUUUUUUUUUAGUAUCCGUAAAAGGAUUAAAUAAAAAAUCCGCAUGAUGGACACAAUUUUGAAUGUUUUUGUAGAAGAACCAUUUAUUCAAAAUAAAUUACUAGUAUAGUGGUAUACUACUCUGAAA
Danio aesculapii is the source of this 2959-nucleotide messenger RNA. It is a transcript of the gene hdgfl2, whose product is annotated as HDGF like 2. The record is from RefSeq and is a predicted model, not a curated record. Gene Ontology annotation, molecular function: transcription coregulator activity; double-stranded DNA binding. Bases 143 to 2134 code for a protein of 663 amino acids. NCBI's taxonomy places the organism in Eukaryota, Metazoa, Chordata, Actinopteri, Cypriniformes, Danionidae. Gene Ontology annotation, biological process: regulation of transcription by RNA polymerase II. Gene Ontology annotation, cellular component: nucleus. The transcript is spliced from 16 exons.